Molecule: messenger RNA, 5410 nt
Organism: Erinaceus europaeus (western European hedgehog)
Lineage: Eukaryota; Metazoa; Chordata; Mammalia; Eulipotyphla; Erinaceidae
Gene: SUCO
Product: SUN domain containing ossification factor
Exons: 24
Coding region: 99-3860 (1253 amino acids)
Biological process (GO): protein folding in endoplasmic reticulum; regulation of bone remodeling
Cellular component (GO): membrane; cytoplasm
Source: RefSeq, a predicted model, not a curated record
CCUUCGGGCCCGGCCUGCAUCUCCCGCUCCCGUUCCUCCAUCUUGGGCUCCGCGGCGGGGAGGAUGCGCCGGCCGGUCGCGGACGCCAGGGGCACACGAUGAAGCGCUACCGGCGCGUGCUGGCGCUGGCCUCCUGCCUCUCCCUCUGCUCGCUGGUCUGGCUUCCCAGUUGGCGUGUAUGUUGUAAAGAGAGCUCUUCAGCUGCAUCCUAUUACUCUCAAGAUGACAGUUGUGCACUAGAAAAUGAAGAUGUACAAUUCCAGAAAAAGGAUGAAAAAGGGGGACCUGUUGAUGAAUUACUGGGGGAAGUGGGUUCAAACGUCCCUAUUCUUCCAGAAGAAAGUAAAUUAAAAGAUGACUACAUUGAGCAUAUUCAAAAUACAGAGUCCAAAAAGCUAAGUCCAUCUGUGAUUGAGAUACUCCCUGCAGUUGAUCUUCACAAAGAUUCUUCUAGUGUAGUUGUGGACAGUGAAGACAUUGAAAAUAAUUCCAGCUCAUCUACCUCAGAGAUCACUCCUAUCUCAAAACUUGAUGAAAUAGAAAAAUCUGGUACUAUUCCUAUAGCCAAGUCAAGUGAAACUGAACAAUCUGAAACCGAUUGUGAUGCUGGUGGGGCCCUUGAUACAAAUGCACCAGUUGACCAGCCUUCCUUCAUCAAUGCACCAGAAAGCCUUGUUCAGCAGCAUAUAGAAAAUGUGUCAUCCUCACAUGGCAAAGGAAAGGUAACAAAAUCAGAAUUUGAAUCCAAAGUUUCAGCAAGUGAACAGAGUGGCAGCGAUACAAAAUCUGCUUUGAAUGCAUCAGAUAAUUUAAAAAAUGAGAGUUCUGAUUUUACAAAACCAGGAGAAAUUGACCCUACAUCAGUAGGAAGUCCUAAAGAUCCAGAAGAUAUACCAACAUUUGAUGAAUGGAAGAAGAAAGUUAUGGAAGUAGAAAAAGAGAAAAGUUUGUCUGCAGGUCAGUCAAUGCAUCCAUCUUCUAAUGGAGGUCUGCAUCCCUCAAAAAAAGUUCAGAAAAACCGAAAUAAUUAUGCCUCUGUAGAAUGCGGUGCCAAAAUUUUGGCAGCUAAUCCAGAAGCCAAGAGCACAUCUGCUAUUCUUAUAGAAAACAUGGAUCUUUAUAUGUUGAAUCCUUGCAGCACUAAAAUUUGGUUUGUUAUUGAACUUUGUGAACCAAUUCAAGUAAAACAGCUUGAUAUUGCAAAUUAUGAAUUAUUUUCUUCUACUCCUAAAGAUUUUCUGGUUUCUAUCAGUGACAGAUACCCUACCAAUAAAUGGAUUAAGCUAGGUACUUUCCAUGGGAGAGAUGAGAGGAAUGUCCAGAGUUUCCCUUUAGAUGAACAGAUGUACGCAAAAUAUGUGAAGAUGUUCAUCAAAUACAUAAAGGUGGAGUUGGUAUCACAUUUUGGAUCAGAGCACUUUUGUCCAUUAAGUCUUAUAAGGGUGUUUGGCACUAGCAUGGUGGAGGAAUAUGAAGAAAUUGCAGAUUCCCAGUAUCAGUCAGAGCGUCAGGAACUAUUUGAUGAGGACUAUGAUUAUCCACUAGAUUACAAUACUGGAGAGGACAAGUCCUCAAAAAAUCUCCUGGGAUCUGCUACAAAUGCCAUUCUAAAUAUGGUGAAUAUUGCCGCUAAUAUUCUGGGAGCAAAAACUGAAGACCUGACAGAAGGAAAUAAAACUAAAUCUGAGAAUGCCAUUGCCACAACUGCACCAAAAAUGUCUGAGUCAGCUCCUGCCUCGAGUCCUGUUCCAGCACCUGAGUCUGUGAUCACUGAUGGACAUGAACAUGACAUUGAAUCAUCAGCACUGGAUGCCUCCAAAGAAAGUCCAAUUGUACAGCUAGUUCAGGAGGAAGAGGAGGAGACCAGCCCAUCCACAGUGACCCUGCUGGGUAGCGGUGAACAGGAGGAUGAAUUAUCACCCUGGUUCGAAUCAGAGACGCAAAUAUUUUGCAGUGAACUGACCACAAUUUGUUGUAUUUCAAGUCUUUCAGAAUAUUUAUAUAAAUGGUGUUCAGUCAGAGUUGCCUUUUAUCGUCAACGCAGUAGAACUUCUUUGAGUAAACACAAAGAUUACAUUACAGCUCAACCACCAUUACUAUAUCCUGUACAAUCAGCAGAUGCUUCAGUAUUGCCACUUCCAAGUGGAGAAUUGGACAGUAAAAGUACGGAAAGGGAAGCUGAAAGUGUUGUUUUUGGUGACUUAAGUAGUCCCAGUCAAGACAGUUUGAUUAAUCACACUGUUGAUGUAAUUGAACUUGAACCAAGCCAUCCUCCAACUCGUUCACAGUCUCUUCUUUUAGAUGCUACUCCUGAAAUAAGUUACUUACCUAAAACAGAAGUACCUGCGUCGGCUAAAUAUGAGACAGGGCAUACAGCAUCACAAGUGAUUCCCCAAGAGAGUGUUGUUGAAGGUGAUAAUGAAACAGAAAUGAAGUCUGAGAGUUUCAGUUCUAUAGAAAAGCCAACUGCAACCUAUGAAACAAGUCAAGUGAACGAAGUCAUGGGUAAUAUUGUAAAAGAAGACAUGAACUCCAAGCAAAUCAUUACAAAGCUAUCUGAAACUAUAGUGCCACCUAUAAACACAGCUGCUGUGGUAGACAGUGAAGACGGCGAAACCAAAACCAAUAUAGCUGACACACCAAAGCAAAUUUUGACUCCUCCUAUGGAUUCAUCUGCAUUACCUGAAGUAAAAGAGGAGGAACAGUCUCCGGAAGAGGCCCUUUUGAGAGGAUUACAGAGGACAGCUACAGAUUUUUAUGCUGAACUACAAAAUUCUACUGAUCUAGGCUAUGCUAAUGGAAAUCUUGUACACGGAUCCAACCAAAAAGAGUCAGUAUUUAUGAGACUCAAUAAUCGUAUUAAAGCCUUAGAAGUUAACAUGUCCCUCAGUGGUCGCUAUCUGGAGGAACUUAGCCAAAGGUAUCGAAAACAAAUGGAAGAAAUGCAAAAGGCUUUCAACAAAACAAUUAUAAAACUUCAGAAUACUUCACGAAUAGCAGAGGAGCAGGACCAGCGACAAACUGAAGCCAUCCAGCUGCUACAAGCACAGCUUAGCAACAUGACACAACUUGUUUCAAACUUAUCAGCCACUGUGACAGAAUUACAACAGGAGGUUUCAGAUCGACAAAGCUAUCUUGUCAUAGCUUUAGUUCUCUGUGUCAUCUUGGGACUGAUGCUUUGUAUGCAGCGUUGUCGAAACACCUCUCAGUUUGAUGGAGAUUAUAUUUCAAAACUUCCUAAAAGUAAUCAAUAUCCAAGCCCUAAAAGGUGUUUCUCUUCCUAUGAUGAUAUGACUUUGAAAAGAAGAACUUCAUUCCCGCUUAUCAGAUCCAAGUCUCUACAGUUAACUGGCAAAGAAGUGGAUCCAAAUGAUUUGUACAUUGUAGAACCUCUCAAAUUUUCUCCAGAAAAAAAGAAGAAACGCUGCAAAUACAAAACAGAAAAAAUAGAGACCCUAAAGCCAGCAGAUCCAUUGCACUCGAUCGCCAAUGGAGACAUAAAAGGAAGGAAACCCUUUACAAACCAGAGAGAUUUUUCUAACAUGGGAGAAGUUUAUCACUCUUCUUAUAAGGGCCCUCCAUCUGAAGGAAGCUCAGAAACCUCAUCACAGUCAGAAGAGUCAUAUUUUUGUGGCAUUUCAGCUUGCACGAGUCUGUGCAAUGGACAGUCACAGAAGACAAAGACUGAAAAGAGGGCUUUAAAACGGAGGCGAUCUAAAGUCCAAGACCAAGGAAAAUUGAUAAAAACUCUAAUACAGACUAAGUCAGGAUCAUUGCCGAGCCUGCAUGACAUAAUCAAAGGAAACAAAGAGAUCACCGUGGGGACCUUUGGAGUCACAGCAGUCUCGGGACAUAUCUAAAACAAAUCAAACUUUCUUACUGGAGACCUUUUUUGUUGUUGUUCUUUGAAGAACAGCCUGUGGUAUUUGAAGGGUUUUGGGGAGGGAGAAAAUGUUAAUGGGAAAAGUAUUCCAGAAUUAUGGUUCCUGCCUUUAAAAAAAAAAAUGGGUGGGAUUGUUAACGAACUACAGUUUUAUAAGGCUGAUCACUUCCUACAAGGACAUUGGUAGACAUUUUAUAAAGAUGUUUUUUCACAGAUUAAUUACUGGGACAAAAAUAAUUUGGAAACCCAGUUCCUUGGGUGGGAUAGGAAUGAAAGCCUAAACCUCUUCCUUUAGCUUUGUUCCUAUUUCUUGCACCUUCCCAUAUUUAUGUGCCUUUUGUCUAUUUAUAAUGCCACUGGAAGAGGAGGGAAACCUUUUUCUGUCAUAUGAUUUCUUUUAUAACUUUGUUAGUCUUCUGAAGCUGCAAACACUACAAAGCUUGACGGUGCUCUGCACCUGAAGUUUGGAAAUGUGAGUCUGAUGAUGGAAAGACCCUAAAAGACAUAUCCAACUAGCCUUCUGUUCAGUAAACUCACUAGAGACAAAACUUGCUGGGAUUUUAAAUAUAUUCUUACAGGGAAAUGAUAAUGCUAGUAAUGUUAUUUUUUACUUAAACUGUUCACACUCAUUUUCUUUAGUCACUAGCUCAAUGACAGAAAGACCCUAGAAGAUGUUUUCUGCAAAAGACUAGUAUUUACAUUGCUUUUUUUAACCAACUAAGCAUAUUGAGAAAGGUUUUCUUUUACUUUUAUAUUUAAACAUUCACAAUAAGUACUAAACCCCCAAACAUUCUAAUCAUCGUUUUCUGUUUCUAAAACUGGAAAAUCUGGAGAGUUAUCAAAUGAGUUCGGGUCUUAAAUCUAAUCACUGCCUAUAUACAUAUAUACAGAACCAGCUAGUGCAUUUGUCAAACCAUGUCUCAUUGGGUGAGUCUGAAGGGGUCUUACUUCCUUGAUGUUUGCUUUGUAUUGGCUAUGAAUGUGCAGAGGUAUACAUGUGUGAUGUCACUGUGUCUGUCUCCACUUUGUUCUUUAAGAAAAUUGGCAUAAAGUAAUUUGAAAUAAUUUCUUCGUAUGUGUUUGUACAAUAGUGAGUGAAAAUGGAAAGGUUCUUUUUGAAAGGGAGAAAAUUGACCAUUUUGUGUUGUAAGAUUUAAGUUAUAACUUAUUGAGCACUUUUUGUCAUAACCUAUUAAACUCGUCUAAUACCUUUAUUGGGGGUAUUGUUUGUAAUGUGACUUAUUUAAAGCCUUUUUGUUUAAGUUGCUGCUUUAGUUUAACAGUGUGUCUUAGAUGAUUUUUUUUCCUUCCUUGUCUGUACAAUUAGCCAUUCAGAGCAAGAGAACCUGAUUGUAUAGAAGCCCAUUGAAAAAAGUCCAGGGGGAAGUCAGGGGGAGAACAGGGUCACCCCAUGUGUGCAGCUGCCAGUGUUGUGAGAAGACAACUUUCAACAUGUAACUACAGAGCUGUAGUGCCACUAGAAACUGUGAAUUUCCAAAUAAAUCUGAACAUUGUCUUUAUUAAUAA